GUUUCCAGAAAAUUAAAAGUAAAAUCCAAAAGUUUCAAGGGUGUGUGUGUGUAUAAAAGAAGUUCGUCUGUUGUUUUGGUAGACAAGUUAUUACUUGCGACGUACCUUGUAGACAUUGCUUAAUAUGUUUCGGUACCUUUUGGUUUUUUCAUUGACCUUUUUGCUGCUAACGGAAGAUGUAUACGCCUGGAGAAGAUUAAGGAAAUUCUUUAGGAAAGUGGGUAGGGUCAUUAAAAGAAUCCCAAAAGAAGCUGCAAAUGCUGUAAAAACUAUUGCUCAAGUUCGUACUGCAGUUGAUGCUGUAAAAGGCGUGGGGGCUGCGGUUGGGAAAAGAUCAACAGACGAUGAAAUAUUCGAACUGAAUGUCUGUGAUUUCCAAUCCUUUGAUCUUGACGAUGAUCAGCGCAUCAGUGAAACAGAGUUGUCAAUAUUGAUUGAUAUUACUGGGCUCAUGGACUUAGAUGAGUUUUUUGAACAAAUGGAUAACAACAAAGAUGAUGUCGUCACCUUAGAGGAAUACAACAGUUCACAGCUGAUUAAGGAGGCUUGCACUUGAAUAUAUAUGAUAUGUUAGCAUUUUUUUUUAAACUUUUAUUCUCGUUAUAUUUUUGUAUGUUAUGUUUUCAAAAAACAUUAUUUGCGUAAAAAUUAUGGUGAUAUUAAUUGUUGUUAUUGAGUACUUUAUGAUCGUUUCAUAAAGAUACCAUUGUUUUAAUUUUAAUUGUAUUAUACUUUUGCAUACGAG
Magallana angulata is the source of this 745-nucleotide messenger RNA. RefSeq lists its product as uncharacterized. The coding region runs from base 125 to 556 and encodes 143 amino acids. Lineage: Eukaryota; Metazoa; Mollusca; Bivalvia; Ostreida; Ostreidae. The transcript has 4 exons. The record is from RefSeq and is a predicted model, not a curated record.